ACAGUGGUAGCAAAACGAAUGGUGGACCCAGAUUUAUGUAUAGGGCGUUUUGAUGUUCAUAUGGAUACAAUUAUUCGUACGAAGGAGUCACUGAAACUCAAGGCGAUCUUCUUGGAUGAAAAACUGAAGUGGUCAAUAAUCAAGAAUGUGCAACUCUGUGUUGUUGACACAGAAAACUGCGAUGUUUUCAUCUUUGAGGAAAAGGUGAAGGGCACAUGCUUCUUGUUCCAAUGUGGACCACCUGAGGAUUUUCGAUGUAAAUUCACGCGUCAUGCCAACUACACGAGUGCCCGUGAUGAGUCCAAUGCGUCAAUCAGAGCCACAGACACCAUCCCCAGUCCAUCCGGUGGUACAACAUCCAUCCUCUGUGGGACUGUCUGGCACGAGAUGGAGCUUGUGAGUCUCAAGGGUGGCAAGAAUUUGCAUGGAGACGAGAACAUUUCAGGAAAUUCCACGCAGGGAGCUAAGAACGCAGCUCCAGUGGAAACUACAACGGCCAAAAAUGCCGGAUGCAGUCGUUUUCAAUUUGCCUGCCACUCAGGGGAAUGCCUGGCCGUGUACAAUGCCUGCGAUGGUAUUCCACAGUGUGAGGAUGGCAGUGACGAAGGACCAGAGUGUCCAACAGGACAGAAAACAUCAGGUGUUGCUGGUGCACAGCAAAAUUCCCAGAAUACCCAACAAAUGCAGGAUUUGUCCAAUGCACUGAGACUUCUGCAUCGGACAAUGCCAAUGUGGGAAAUGGUGCUCCACAGACGACAAUGCAGAGACAAUAUCAGAUUCACAAUCGAGAAGAUCCAAUGACGGCACCCAAACAAUGGCCACAAAUAAAUCCCAUGUUCUUAGGUGAGUGUUUUAUAACAGG
Molecule: messenger RNA, 862 nt
Organism: Phlebotomus papatasi
Lineage: Eukaryota; Metazoa; Arthropoda; Insecta; Diptera; Psychodidae
Product: low-density lipoprotein receptor-related protein 11-like
Molecular function (GO): protein binding
Source: RefSeq, a predicted model, not a curated record